UGUGGUUUUAACGUACGUGCUGUAGGUUCCUUGGAAUCUACUGCACCAAGGGCAGCGAACUCUGUUUUAAAGAGGGUUCUCUCCGUUGGCGAGAGCUAGUGCGCAGCGCUUGGAUCCUACCUCCUGCCCCGCCCCCGUACUCCCAGCUGUGUAGCCAUGUUGGUCAGCGAAGGAGGAGGCAGCGCAGGGCCCGAGCUUGCCCCGUCUCCCUGGGCCGUGGGUGGUGGUUCAUGGCAGCUCUUCCCUCCUGCAGUCUGCAAGAGCUGCAUCGUGAAGUUCCUGCAGACCAGCAAGUACUGCCCCUUGUGCAGCACCAAGAUCCACGAGACGCAGCCGCUGCUCAACCUCAAGCUCGAUCGCGUCAUGCAGGACAUUGUCUACAAGCUGGUGCCUGGCCUGCAGGAGAGUGAGGAGAGGAGGAUCCGAGAAUUCUACCAGUCUCGGGGGCUGGAGCGUGGCACCCAGGCCAGCCAGGAAGACCCUGCUUCGGACCGCGUGGGCCUGCCAUAUACCACCUUUGACCAUUCGCGCGCUCACUAUUACCGCUUCGACGAGCACGUCAUGCUCUGUCUGGAGAAGCAGAGCAGCUCUGGGAAGGAGAAGAGCAAACAUGUCCUGCAGCAAAAGUAUGUCCGCUGUUCUGUGCGGGCCCAGAUCCGCCACCUCCGCCGGGUUUUGUGCUGUCGACUGGAGCUGGCCUUGCAGUAUGUACAGAUCCUGUUUGACAACGAGGUGCUUCCAGAUCACCUGACCCUGAAGCAGCUUUGGCUCACCCGCUGGUUUGGCAAGCCAGCCCCUCUGCAUCUGAACUACAGCGUGAAGGAGAAGAGGAGGUAGGGGGCAGCUGGCUGUGACGUCACUUCCCAGAGGUGGCACUCUCCCCCCAGCCCUUUAAUUUAAGCAUUUCUGCUCUCGAACAGGCAUUUAUUUUUGUAAUAAAAAGACUGACAGUGA
Messenger RNA from Python bivittatus (Burmese python), 954 nucleotides. Lineage: Eukaryota; Metazoa; Chordata; Lepidosauria; Squamata; Pythonidae. The record is from RefSeq and is a predicted model, not a curated record.